CAAAACAGGAAAAGAUGGUACAUAGUGUGAUAUACCAUUGGAAAGAUCGUCCAAAGUUAAGUUGAUUGGCAUAUAUCUGACACUUGUCAAUCAAUGUCACAAAUUGCUACAUUGUUGCAAUUAAGGUGCCCGUAUAUAUAAAAAGGCGGCAAUUCAGCAGAUUUUUGAAAACCAGGCAUCAGUAAUGCCAUUCAAGAAAAGUCUGUCAAGAUGGCAACAUAUGUAUCUGAUAGUGAGAUACAACAAUUUGUAGAUAGAGUAAGAUGUGUUGCAUACAGAGAGGCAAUGGACAGUGGUGCAGACUUUAUUUGUAAGAAAUGGAUAGCGAAGAAGAUUAAAAGAUCUGACAAGUUUGUUCAAAGAUGCUGGAAAAAGCCGUAUGAUGAACUUGUUACACAAUCAAGAUGUGGUGCUCCUGAAGUCCUUUCUCCUGCAUCAAAGGAAGUUAUAUGGGAUGGAUCAGCUAAAAAGAGAAAGAGUUGUACUGAAGUGGCCAGAGAUAUCAAGAUGAAGCGUGGCAAGGUGGUGUCAAGACAAUUGGUGCACAAUUAUCGUGUUCGCGAAGGCCUUAAGGCAUGGCACAUUAUUCCUAGACCAUUGAAGAAUGAAUCCCAAAAAGCAGAUCGCCUUUGGUUUAUUAACUUUUUGAGAGAUUGGGAUGAGGAUGACUUCCUCCAUUUGGCUCCUUCUGAUGAGUUUUUUGUGUAUACAAUAAGAAAGCCAAACCAUCAGAAUGACCGUGUAUGGGCUAAACGGCGUGAUGAUUGUAGUGAUUUGCUAGUGCGAGAACAGUUGGCAUGGCCCCAAUGCAUAGGGAUUUUCCUCUUAUUUACGGCAAAGAAGAUGAUGUGGAUUAUUAAAGAGGAUGGUCAGAAAUGGACCGGGGAUUACUUCCGUGAUACAGUUUUAAGGGGGAGGGUAAUACCCUUUCUAAGAAAUCCUCAGAAUGUGAUUGAGCCAUCCCAAGUGACUUUGUUACAUGAUAAGGCCCCUUGUAUGAAGGCAUUGGCUACACAAGAUCUCCUCAAGCAGUCAAAAAUUGACUUUUUUGGGAAUGAUGACUAUCCUAGUAAUAGUCCGGACUGUAAUGCGUGCGAACAUAUGGGAUCCAUAGUUAAGGAUAGAACAGAGGCACUUAUGGAUGAGGAACCCAUAGAGAACAGAAAUUCAAAGGAUGCUUUAUUAAAAAACUUGAAGAAAGUACUAAAAAGUCUUGAAAAUGCACAUGAACUUUUUGACGUUUUGCUUAAGUCAUAUCCGUCUCGUUUUGACGCCAUAAAAGCUGCUGGAGGGGGACAUACCAACUAUUAAAGAAAUCAUCAGAAUAAAGGUAAAUGUCAUCUAAACUACUUGAGAGUUGGUGAGUUAAUGUAACUUUGGAUGAUCUUUCCAAUGGUAUAUCACACUAUGUACCAUCUUUUCCUGUUUUGGCUGUAGGGGGGGGGACGGGACUUAUUUGACACCCUGUAUAAUAUCUUAGAUAGCUUAGAUCUAUGUUAAGAUAUAUAUUAUUGCAGAUUAUUGAAAUGAUAAAAUGAACAACCAACAGUCAGAAUUGAACAGAACUGAUUCUGUGGCCAUCGAGGGGAAUCCCCAUCAGCCUACACGCUUCUUGAACAAGACAGCUUUUCAUUGUUUAUGAUAAACAAAUUUAACAACCAAUAAGAUGACAGAAAGAUUUCCCGGUAUAUUCAAACUUAAAAUUCAAUUUAUUUUGUUAAAGGUGCAGUGUCUGAUAAAAGCACAAUCAGAGUAACCCCCUGCUGUUUUGGCUCUGAUGUAUAAGAAGUUGGUCUAUAAACUGACCAACUUUGAGACUUCACCUA
Molecule: messenger RNA, 1826 nt
Organism: Owenia fusiformis
Lineage: Eukaryota; Metazoa; Annelida; Polychaeta; Sabellida; Oweniidae
Source: the annotation of a GenBank genome assembly